UACGGCAGCUACCACUUCAACUGAACCAAGUACCCCAACAACUGAAGGGACUUCUACUGAGAUUACAACAACAGAAUCAAUGACCACAACAGCCAGCACAUCAACUGAACUCACUAGUACAACAGCAGAAGGCACUUCAACUGAGGCUACAACCACAGCAGCCACCAGUUCUGCUCCCACUGAAUCUACAACUGCGAUGGUGCCCACCACUUCAACUGAACUGACCUCCGCAUCUCCAGGCAGUUCUACAGAGGCUGUGACUACUACAGGCAGCCCUUCUACUGAAUCAACCACUACACCAUCUACUAGCACUUCUUCUGAGGCUCCAACCACAGCAUCCAUCAUUCCAACUACCAUUGAACCUAUAACCACUGUUGGCAGCACUUCAGCUGAAACAACCAGUGCUGCUACAAGCAGUUCUUCUGAGGCUACAACCACAGCAACUACCACAGCUGUUUCCACUGUGUCUACUACCACAACAGCAGCUACCACUUCAAUUGAAGUGAGUACUUCAACAACUGCAGGGACUUCUACUGAGGUUACAACAAUAGAAUCUAUGACCACAGCAGCCAGCACUUCAACUGAAUUCAGUACAACAACUGUAGGCACUUCAGCUUAGGCUACAAAC
Messenger RNA from Tupaia belangeri chinensis (Chinese tree shrew), 628 nucleotides. Its product is annotated as cell wall protein DAN4-like. Lineage: Eukaryota; Metazoa; Chordata; Mammalia; Scandentia; Tupaiidae. The transcript has a single exon. Bases 80 to 619 code for a protein of 179 amino acids. The record is from RefSeq and is a predicted model, not a curated record.